Saccoglossus kowalevskii is the source of this 461-nucleotide messenger RNA. Its product is annotated as pre-mRNA-processing factor 6-like. Lineage: Eukaryota; Metazoa; Hemichordata; Enteropneusta; Harrimaniidae. Gene Ontology annotation, cellular component: catalytic step 2 spliceosome; U4/U6 x U5 tri-snRNP complex. The record is from RefSeq and is a predicted model, not a curated record. Gene Ontology annotation, molecular function: protein binding. Gene Ontology annotation, biological process: spliceosomal tri-snRNP complex assembly; mRNA splicing, via spliceosome.
CUCUGGAGCACAUUCCUAACUCAGUGAAACUGUGGAAGUCUGCCGUGGAAUUAGAAACACCAGAAGAUGCCCGCAUCUUACUCAGCAGAGCUGUGGAGUGCUGUCCAACCAGUGUAGAGUUGUGGCUGGCGUUAGCAAGACUUGAGACGUAUGACAAUGCUAGGAAGGUUUUAAACAAAGCCAGAGAGAACAUCCCAACAGAUAGAUUAAUAUGGAUUACAGCAGCAAAGCUGGAAGAAGCUCAUAACAAUACAGUGAUGGUGGAUAGGAUCAUUGAAAGAGCUAUCACCUCACUGAGAGCCAAUAUGGUGGAAAUCAACCGAGAGCAAUGGGUGAAAGAUGCAGAAGAAUGUGAAAAAUCAGGAAGUAUUGCAACAUGUCAAGCAAUUAUCCGUACUAUAAUAGGCAUUGGGGUUGAAGAUGAAGACCGAGAACCAACCUGGAUGGAUGAUGCUGAUACA